CAGGACCAUUUAAUAAGGCCGGAAAAUUUUUCCGGCCCUCCUUUUCCGAUGACAGGGAACCCGUUCAAGGAGCAGACCACUAGAUGGGGCCGGAAUUUCUUCUCAUUCAUUUUCCGAUGACAAGGAACCUUUCAAGGACCAAACCACUUAAUGGGGCCGAAAUUUCUCGGGACUCAUUUUUGAAUGACAAGAAACAUAGCAAGAACCAUACCACUUAAUGGGUCUGAAAGCAUUUCAGAUGGUGAUUUUUUUAAAGGUUAUAGCGAUCUGGAAUCAUGUGUUUGUCAUCCAAUAGUUUAAGGGUUUACCUCCUACCUACUCAGGGGGUACAAAGUUUCAAUAUUUAAUGUGUGAUAGCCCCACCAGCCAGUCUAUCUACAAAAACUUUUCUCACCAACUAACCCCUCUAGAAACAAAGACACAUACCAAGUCAAAUGUCUAUAAAUCCUCAAGGAGCAAUCCCUUGCUUCUUUGUUUCCUGGUGCUUGCAAUAGAAAGUUUUCUUCUUGCUCCUUCUCUAAGAAUGGGGAGGUCCCCUUGUUGUGAAAAGGCUCACACCAACAAGGGCGCAUGGACCAAGGAAGAAGAUGAUCGCCUGAUUGCUUAUAUCCGGGCUCACGGGGAAGGGUGCUGGCGGUCGCUGCCGAAGGCGGCAGGGCUGCUCCGGUGUGGAAAGAGCUGCCGGCUUCGCUGGAUCAAUUACCUGAGGCCGGAUCUUAAGCGCGGCAACUUCACAGAGGAAGAAGAUGAGCUCAUCAUCAAGCUUCACAGCCUGUUGGGGAACAAGUGGUCACUGAUAGCAGGGAGGUUGCCGGGGAGAACGGACAAUGAGAUUAAGAACUAUUGGAACACUCACAUCAGGAGGAAAUUGUUGAGCAGAGGGGUGGAUCCAACAACCCACAGGCCAAUCCAAGAGCAGCCCAUUUCAGAGGUCACCACCAUCUCCUUCUGCAAAGAGGAGAAGAAUGGUGCCAAGGAUGAGAAGAGAAGCAACGCUGAGAGUGGCGCGGAAGGCGGUGGCCUGAACCUUGAGCUGUGCAUAAGCCUUCCUUUUCAAUCCCCACCGCAGCCAUUGAAAAGAAGCAUGUGUUUGAGCUGCAGCCUUGGGGUGCAGCACGCAGGCUGCGGCUGUAAUGGCUUCCUGGGAACCAAAACAGGAGUCUUGGACUACAGAAGCUUGGAAAUGAAAUGAGAUUCCAUCUUUCUUCUUCUGUAACAGAAGUAUUGCUGUGUUGUCAUAUCCCUUUUUGUUAAGUACAUAAUUCUUGAUGACAAAAUAUUCUGGCUGGUUAGCAUCGUUCACGUUUUGAUCCAUUUGAGAUCUUUUUCCAACUGGUGUCCAUCUCCCCAAUAAGAAA
Molecule: messenger RNA, 1358 nt
Organism: Nymphaea colorata (pocket water lily)
Lineage: Eukaryota; Viridiplantae; Streptophyta; Magnoliopsida; Nymphaeales; Nymphaeaceae
Product: myb-related protein 308-like
Exons: 2
Coding region: 347-1192 (281 amino acids)
Source: RefSeq, a predicted model, not a curated record